Amoebophrya sp. A25 is the source of this 556-nucleotide messenger RNA. The record is from the annotation of a GenBank genome assembly. Lineage: Eukaryota; Dinophyceae; Syndiniales; Amoebophryaceae.
UUUACAGCGUAUUAUGGUGGAAAGAACUCUGGCACUGCGACAAAGGGGCGCGGAAAAGACCGCGUACGGCGUCGUGACGGUAUCAACACAAAAAAUGCAACCACGACUGGUGGUAACAAGGGUCGAGAAGUUGACCAUAGGAGUGUCAAGGCAGAGGCGCAGCGUGGCCGAGGUCGACAGGGCAAUGGGCGAGGUGGUAGGAGAGCCCCGAAAAGAGAAUGGUAUGGUGAGGCUGUCGGGAUCGCCCAAAGUCGGCAAGGAAGAGCAGAGGGAUCAGCCUUUCCUAAGUCUAGUUCCAGUAGCAGCAGCUCUUCCGAGUGGUCGCUUUCUUCGGACAGCAGUGAUGCUGACGGGGAAGCAGCGACUGAGAGGUGGAAGAAAGGCAAUGCAACCGGCGCUGUAAAAACUGAAGAAGAUCAGUGGAGCGAGGAGAUUUUCGAAGACUAUGACGAUGACAUUACUAGCGAAUCUGAUCCUGAUGCAGGAGUCUUCUACAAUCGCACUUGCGCUGAGGUGAGUGAUAAUCCGGAGUUCACACGGAUUCAGCGAGAUCAGG